This is a messenger RNA of Oncorhynchus nerka (sockeye salmon), 5318 nucleotides long. Its product is annotated as gasdermin-E-like. Gene Ontology annotation, cellular component: cytoplasm. Bases 1228 to 2709 code for a protein of 493 amino acids. The transcript has 10 exons. Gene Ontology annotation, biological process: programmed cell death. The record is from RefSeq and is a predicted model, not a curated record. Lineage: Eukaryota; Metazoa; Chordata; Actinopteri; Salmoniformes; Salmonidae.
UGUAUAUACUGUUGAUAUGUAUAGUGUAAUUGUUGUUUAUUGAUGUGUUCAUGCAGGGUUCAUCUGCAAAAGAGACACUGGCCUCAGCAUGACUUCCUGCUUAAAUAGAGGAUCAAUAAAAUGUACCCAUUCAUUUCUAUUUGGCACAAAAUAAUCUGAAACACAACCAAAAUGAACUGCAAAUACAUCCAACAAGUUUGUAGAGUCACAAGCGUGCUAGCAAUAUGGGACCAAAUAAAACACUUUUGACUAUUUUAUUGACACCACCCUUGAUCAGUCACUGGCUUUAUCAAUAAGUGCAUCGAGGACGUCGUCCCCACGGUAACUGUACGUACAUACCAGAACCAUUCGCACUGAGCUAAAGGGUAGAGCUGCUGCUUUCAAGGAGUGGGACUCUAACCCGGAAGCUUAUAAGAAAUCCUGCUAUGCCCUCUGGCGAACCAUCAAACAGGCAAAGCAUCAAUACAGGACUAAGAUCAAAUCAUACUACACCGGCUCCGUGGCAGGGCUUGCAAACCAUAACAGACUACAAAGGGAAGCACAGCCGAGAGCUGCCCAGUGACACGAGCCUACCAGACGUGCUAAAUAACUUCUAUGCUCGCUUCGAGGCAAGUAACACUGAAACAUGUAUGAGAGCAUCAGCUGUUCCAGAUGACUGUGUGAUCACGCUCUCCACAGCUGAUGUGAGUAAGACCUUUAAACAGGUCAACAUUCACAAGGCUGCGGGGCCAGAUGGAUUACCAGAACGUGUACUCAAGCAUGAGCUGACCAACUGGCAAGUGUCUUCACUGACAUUUUCAACAUCUCCAUGUCUGAGUCUGUAAUAGCAACAUGUUUUAAGCAGACCACCAUAGUGCCUGUGCCCAAGAACACAAAGGUAACCUGCCUAAAUGAUUACCGACCAAUAGCACUCACAUCUGUAGCCAUGAAAUGCUUUGAAAGGCUGGUCAUAGCUCACAUCAACACCAUUAUCCUAAAACCCUAGACCCACUCCAAUUUGCAUACUGCACCAACAGAACCACAGAUGAUGCAAUCUCUAUUGCACUCCACGCUGCCCUUUCCUACCUGGACAAAAGUAACACCUAUGUGAGAAUGCUAAUCAAAGCUCAUCACUAAGCUAAGGACCCUGGGACUAAACACCUCCCUUUGCAACCGGAUCCUGGACUUCCUGAAGGGCGCCCCCCAGGUGGUAAGGGUGUUGGCCCUGUCCCCCCCCCACAACAAGUGAUGUUUGCCAAGGCAACCGCAAACUUUGUCCGUCAGAUUGACCCGGAUGGAACUCUGAUAUCUGUCUCCCGCCUUAACGACUCAGACAAAUUGGUUCCCAUGGCACUGGUCGUCAAGCGCAACCGUUUCUGGUUCUGGCAACAGCCCAAGUACCAGCCCUCUGGCUUCACACUCAGUCACCUGUUGUUAGGAGACAAAGAGCUCACUCCAGACGUGUCUGAGUCAGACUUCCUGUCCUAUGAGGGGAGGUUUGGAGACAACCUGAGUGGGAAGCUGGAUGCCAAGGCUGGGAACGUCAGUGUCAACUUGGAGGGGGGGGGCUCCUCCAAGCUCCAAUCAUCAUUCAGCAAGCUGAAGAAGCAGGAUGUUGAUGUACAGAAGCUACUGCUAGCCUCCAAUGACAGGGUAGUGGACAUGCAGCAUGGUCUAGUGCAGCAGUGUCAGAAGCAUACGGAGGUGUUUGCUGUGUUGAAGGAGAGGGUCCUAACCACCACCCCCUGCUCCAUCUCAGAACAGGUCCAGGAACAGGGCACCUGCCAGAGGGUUCUGGGACUACUGGGCAACCUGGGGACACAUGCUGUACAGGAGAAUGGCAGUAUAGAGAUGGACAGUAACGUUUCCUUGGAGAUUCCCCCUCUCACUGUCAUCGCCUACAGCCUCAUAGAGUUAGAGGUCAGGAAAGACGGACACUAUGAGCUGUGUCUCCAGCAUGGUACUCUGGGAGGAUUCGAGGCAGACUCUGGGAGGACCUCGCCGUCCCAGGAUUCCUUUGAUGCCCUGUGUGUAGUGGACGGGCUGGAGUGGACGGAGAAGGAGAUUCCUGAAGGAGCACCACUCGGCACACUGCAGAAAAACUUGCAGGGGUUGGACUUGGAGGUCUAUGCAGGUCAGUUAGCGGUUCUCCCAGAGUCGACCCGGUUAGCUCUGUUCCAAAGACUCCUGGAGGUUCUAGUGGACAGAACCACACUCUCGGUUCUGGAACACAUGUUGGAGGGGUUGUGCAGAGGUGAGGAACCUGACCCUGCAGAGGUAAAUCAAUUAGCUGUGACUCAAAACAAAUCUGUUUUCGCCCUAUUGGACCUGGUCCAGAAAGGCCCAACCAAUGAGAUACAGGCUGACAGAGCCUCCGCCUCCCCUCACCUGACCGCCACUCAUCUGCUGGUCAGCGCCUUGGAGGCGUUGCCUGAAGCUGCCCUGACUCUGCUGGGAGAAUCUAGCCCUGAUGUCCUGGAAGCGCUCAACACUCUGGUGACCAAGCUAAAGGUAAACAGUCAGUCCCUCCCCCUUGAGUCGCUGCCCCUCCCCCUACAGGAUGAGGGGGCAUUCCAUUGGGCAGAGCAGCUCCUCUUCUCCUCCAAAGUGACGCUGCGGAGAGAGACUGACAGGCUGUGGGCGGAGACAGGAAGACAGCCAGGAGUGUUUCCAUUGGUCAUGUGCAUCGCUGUGCAGGGACUGACAUCUCUGUAUGCUGGGAAAGGGUAGAAUGCAUAGAUGGAUGGAUGGGUAUGUUUCAAAUGUAUUACGUUUUAUAAAUUCCAGUGCAUCGCUUGUGUGUUUGCCCUAUAUACAGUCGUGGCCACAAGUUUUGAGAAUGACACAAAUAUUAAUUUCCACAAAAUUUGACUUUUUUUGAUAUUUGAUAUUUUUGUCAGAUGUGACUAUGGAAUACUGAAGUAUAAUUACAAGCAUUUCAUAAGUGUCAAAGGCUUUUAUUGACAAUUACAUGAAGUUGAUGCAAAGAGUCAAUAUUUGCAGUGUUGACCCUUCUUUUUCAAGACCUCUGCAAUCCGCCCUGGCAUGCUGUCAAUUAACUUCUGGGCCACAUCCUGACUGAUGGCAGCCCAUUCUUGCAUAAUCAAUGCUUGGAGUUUGUCAGAAUUUGUGGGUUUUUGUUUGACCACCUGCAUCUUGAGGAUUGACCACAAGUUCUCAAUGGGAUUAAGGUCUGGGGAGUUUCCUGGCCAUGGACCCAAAAUAUUGAUGUUUUGUUCCCUGAGCCACCUAGUUAUCACUUUUGCCUUAUGACAAGGUGCUCCAUCAUGCUGGGAAAUGCAUUGUUCAUCACCAAACUGUUCCUGGAUGGUUGGGAGAAGUUGCUCACGGAGGAUGUGUUGGUACCAUUCUUUAUUAAUGUCUGUGUUCUUCGGCAAAAUUGUGAGUGAGCCCACUCCCUUGGCUGAGAAGCAACCCCACACUUGAAUGGCCUCAGGAUGCUGGACUGAUGGUAGCGCUCACCUUGUCUUCUCCGGACAAGCUUUUAUCCGGAUGCCCCAAACAAUCGGAAAGGGGAUUCAUCAGAGAGAAUGACUUUACCCCAGUCCUCAGCAGUCCAAUCCCUGUACCUAAUAUCAGUCUGUCCGUGAUGUUUUUCCUGGAGAGAAGUGGCUUCUUUGCUGCCCUUCUUGACACCAGGCCAUCCUCCAAAAGUCUUUGCCUCACUGUGCGUGCAGAUAAACUCACACCUGCCUGCUGCCAUUCCUGAGCAAGCUCUGUACUGGUGGUACCCUGAUCCCACAGCUGAAUCAACUUUAGGAGACGGUCCUGGUGCUUGCUGGACUUUCUUGGGCUCCCUGAAGCCUUCUUCACAACAAUUGAACCGCUCUCCUUGAAGUUCUUGAUGAUCCAAUAAAUGGUUGAUUUAGGUGCAAUCUUACUGGCAGCAAUAUCCUUGAUGCCCUUUUUGUGCAAAGCAAUGAUGACGACACGUGUUUCCUUGCAGGUAACCAUGAUUGACAGAGGAAGAACAAUGAUUCCAAGCACCACCCUCCUUUUGAAGCUUCCAGUCUGUUAUUCAAACUCAAUCAGCAUGACAGGGUGAUCUCCAGCCUUGUGCUUGUAAACACUCACACCUGUGAGAAAAAGAAUCCCUGACAUGAUGUCUGCUGGUCCUUUUGUGGCAAGGCUGAAAUGCAGUGGAAAUGUUUUUUGGGGGAUUCAGUUCAUUUGCAUGGCAAAGAGGGACUUUGCAAUUCAUCUGAUUACUCUUCAUAACAUUCUGGAGUAUCUGCAAAUUGCCAUCAUACAAACUGAGGCAGCAGACUGUGAAAAUUAAUAUUUGUGUCAUUCUCAAAACCUUUGGCCAUGACUGUACACUCAAUGAAUUUUGUAUUUUUGGAGACACUUAUAAAAAGCUGUAAGAGAAUCUACUCCAGAAUAGAUUUUCAGAAACUUUAAUGUGUUUGGAAAGAAAUUGAAAGCCGAAGUCAUUUGUGAUUGAGUCGACAUACCAUUUACCGUGAACACCGUCUCCACUAAAGCAGGAGAAUUGCCUUAAAAUGUAAAGCUGAACUUAUGCAAUGCGGAUUGAAUAGAGCCCUCACAGUAUAUUACCUCUACAUUUAAUGUAGAAGUGUUUAUAAAUAUAUUAUAUUCUUAUUUACAAUAAAAGUGACUCAAAUGACACAAUGCAUAAUUUUGUACUGAAGAAUGUUUGUUUCAAAUGCUUGUUUUGUUUUUCACGUUUUGUGUUUGCUUUUCAUGUAUUGUGCAAUUGAUGUGUAUAUAGUUACAGGUAACUGCCAAAAUAAAGGAAACAUCAACAUAAAGUGUCUUAAUAUAGCAUUGGUCCACCGCAAUCCAGAACAGUUUCAAUGUGCCUUGGCAUGAUUCUACAAGUGUCUGGAACUCUAUUGGAGGGAUGCGACACCAUUCUUCCACCAGAAAUGUCAUCAUUUGGUGUUUUUUUUUAUGGUGGUGGAAAACGCUGUCUCAGGCGCCACUCCAGAAUCUUCCAUGAGUUUAAUUGGGUUGAGAUCUGGUGUCUGAGACGACCACGGCAUAUGGCUGACAUCGUUUUCAUGCUCAACAAACCUUUCAGGCACAUCUUGUGCCCUGUGGGUGGGGGCAUUGUCAUCCUAUGGGCGCAUAGCCAUGGUAGCCAAAAUAUCCAGCAUUUUUAUACAUGACCCUAAGCAUGAUGGGAUGUUAAUUGCUUAAUUAACUCAGGAACCACACAUGUGUGGAAGCAGCUGCUUUAAAUAUGCUUUGUAUCCCUGUUUGUAUUAUCUUGGCAGUUACCUGUCUAUUGCCUCUAAGACAUGAAGUCAAAGCAUAUUGCCAUUUGUGUAAGAUUAUACAGCUUUUUAAUAAUA